Ceratitis capitata (Mediterranean fruit fly) is the source of this 2234-nucleotide messenger RNA. Its product is annotated as putative mediator of RNA polymerase II transcription subunit 26. Bases 241 to 1404 code for a protein of 387 amino acids. Lineage: Eukaryota; Metazoa; Arthropoda; Insecta; Diptera; Tephritidae. The transcript is spliced from 4 exons. The record is from RefSeq and is a predicted model, not a curated record. Gene Ontology annotation, cellular component: MLL1 complex; NURF complex.
AUAUUUUAUAAAUUACACAAAUAAUUAAAUCUUCUAACCAAUUUUCAUGUUCUACACUGUUGCUUAGUUCAAAGCAACAGAUGUCGCCGUGCAGAAUUUAGCUGAAUAGCUUACGUGACUCCCUCGCAUUUGACAUUUGGCUAUGCAAAAUUUUGACAGCACUAUAGCAUAAAAAAAUUUUUAAGCGGACUUUUUUUUGUUUUCACAAAUUAUACAUAGGAAUAAAGUUAAGGAUACGCCAUGAAUUCGGCAACGAAAGUUGGCGAAAUAUUUACGGCUGCUGGACAAGCGUUUAGUCGAUUGGGUGAUUUAACAAUGCAAUUACAUCCGAAUUCGGAAUCGCCAUCGGGCAAAUGGACCGAUGAGGAGAUAAACAUGUUACAUUCAUCCAUAAUUCGUUUCUCAGAUGAUCUGAAUAAAAUAAGUUUAAGCAUUAAAAACCGAACAGUUUCUCAAAUACGCCAGGCGCUUAAAAAGAAGGCAUUCGAAGAUGCAGGCAUACCGGCGAAGCAGGUGCCUGUACAACAAGUGCAACAUGUCAUACAAACAGUGCAACAAGUGCCCACACAACAGACACAUGUUGUUAAGCAACAAACAAUACAAUUAAAUACAUUACAACAGCAGCAGCACCAAAAUGUAAAUGUUAUAACACAACAACAACAACAACAACAGCAGCAGACUUCACCACAACAGCAACAGCCGCAUCAACAUCAUCAUCAAGCACAAGUACACCAGACGCAGUCAAACACACCGCAAACAGUUCACAUACAGCACGUGCAACGUAUACUGCCGGUGCAAGCAACACAGGUGUCUCACCAGCAACAGCAUACGCAACCAACACUCUCUGUACCGCAAUCGUUGCAAACAUCACCAAAACAAAUUAUCAUACAACAAACCAGCGCCGCUACACAAAUCAUACAACAACCACAAACGACCACAGUGACGUUGCAGCAGUUUCAACAAAUGCAACAAAAGGCAUUGUUAGCCGCUUCGGCGGCGUCUACAAUGGCGACAGUGACCGAGAAUGUGGUAUUACAGCCGGCCACACAACCUUCAGUAAUGACGCAGGUAGUGCAGUCCGUUAAACAACAGCCGUUGCAACAGUCACAGCAACAGCAACAAACAGCGACACAGCAAGCGUUAGUUGUGGCCAGCAGUGCUGGUGCUGUGACCGCUGUUACGCCGACGACAGUUAUGGUGCCAGCUACGGGCGUAGUGCAGGCAGUAGGAAGUGGCGUGGCAGUAACGACAACAUCGCCACAAACAACCACUUCUAUAGCUUUGAAAUCGGGUCCAGAUGUAAUGAUGACGUUGAAUCGCAUCAAUACCCAGGAGCAUGAAGAGGAAUGUCUGCCAGCUGAUGUGGUCAAAUUGGAUUUUGCAAGCGAAGAGGUAACCGGAUGAAGUCUGGAGAAUGCGGCGAUCAGUGAGGCUGGUGUGGUUGGUGGUAGCGGCAACGGCGAUAGUGUAGAAUGUGUGGCGGUCGAAGAUGAUGAUUAUUACUUUUUCAAUUCAAAGAGUUAAAUAAUUUGCCUAUAUAUUAGUUAUAUUAAAAGAAAUAGUGUUUUGAGAACUAAUACUUUGACACACAUAAGUUGAAUUUAUUGUAGAUCGUUAAUUAAGCUUACAAAAAAAUAAUCAUUAUUUUUCAGUUUUGGCAGAUUAAAAUGGGCAUUGCUACACAGCUGGUCCUGCUUAAAAUAAUUUACUAGUAAAUUGAAAUAGCUUACGUUUAAGUUUAUUAUUCACAUUAGAAAUUCAAAUUAAUUGAAAUUGCUGUAUAAAGCCAAUUUUAUACAUAUGUAAUUAAAAUUCUUAAAAAAUACUUAUUGUGUUAAAUUUGUAUUGUGUUAGAGCAAUAUUGAACUCAUUUCUUGCAUAUAUAUAUACAUAUGUUAUUACAGCUUUUUCUUAAUAUUCUCUCCCCUGACAUAAGAUAUAAUCGCUUUCGAGUAUUGUUUUGUUUCUUUUCAAAUAUCUUUCAUUGGCAACUACAAAUGAGCGUAUUAUAUGUACAAAGUGAACAAAGCAAAUAGUCUUAAAAAAAAAAUUAAAAAACUUGUAAUGCGAACUUCUAUAUGUAUGUAAAAAGUUUAAAAGGAGUAAACUAAAAUUAAAAAGGCAUUGUUGAAGGUAGUACAUUUUAAGCUAUUUUACUUAAAGUUAAAAGCAUUAAUUUUGUAUAAAAUGAAUAUGAGAAAUCAUUAAACUGAUUAUGUUUAAAUGAAUCAAAA